Pantherophis guttatus is the source of this 2112-nucleotide messenger RNA. Lineage: Eukaryota; Metazoa; Chordata; Lepidosauria; Squamata; Colubridae. The record is from RefSeq and is a predicted model, not a curated record.
AUGACAACACCUGAGCCCAGAGGACCCUGCAGGUUUUCUCCCACGCCGCAGACGGUUCCAGGGGUGGAGAGCUUCGAGCGGAGCGACUCUGGCGAAAGAAGGCGAGCAUCAGCUAUCGGCAGAGCGAUCAAGGUAGAGACGGAGACCGAAUCAUCGGAGGAGGAACAUUGCGAAGGAACUGCGGCGACGGAGGCUUCUCCUGGCGACUUCGACAGAGAAAUGAACAACGCGCAUGCGCAGAUGAACACAGAGAACUACGGAGGACAUUAUGAAGAGGAAGGACCACUCAGGCUAAUUCACAGAAUACCCACACCAUUCUGUGACUUUCAACACUUACGAGACCAUGGACUACCCCCAGUUGUCAACCAGAACCCAAAGCUCUUACCAAACAUCACCCUGGGCUACAAGAUCUAUGAGAACUUUUACAAUGCAAGGUUAACAUACGAGGUCAUGAUGGAUUUGCUGUCUACGGGGCAGGAGAAUGUCCCAAACUAUAGCUGUGGAAAGCAAAAUAAUCUUUUGCCUCUGCUUGAAGACACUGAUUCUGAUCUCUUUAGUCAAAUUUCCACCAUGCUGAGCAUCUACAAAAUCCCACAGAUUAAUUAUGGGGUCAUCAGCCACAUUCCAGAGCAGAAACAUCAUUUUCCUUUUUUCUACCGGGUGACUCCAAAACAAGAACCUCCUCACUUGGCAAUUGUCAAGUUGCUCCUGCAUUUCCAAUGGACGUGGAUCGGCCUCGCUGCUCCGGACAAUGAAAGUGGGGAAAAGUUCAGAAGAACCUUUGUGCCAGAAGCCCUAAAGAAAGGCGUCUGUGUUGCCUUCUCGGAAAGCUUACCAAUGGUUAUUGAAGUAGGGAAGAACAAGAACGUUCUUCAAUAUUUUAGUGACACUAAAAUUUACAAUCUUUCUGUGGAUGAUGUUUAUUUGGAUGAGGCUGGAAUUCCUGUUGCUGACUUUGAUAUUAUGGACUGGGCAGUAUUUCCUAACAAGUCUUCUGCUGGGGUGAAAAUAGGGAAUAUUGGAAAAGAAGAAGUCUCUGCGGAUAUCAAGUUCUCUAUCGAUGAGAGUGUAAUCAAAGCCCCUUUUUCUAGGUGUACUGAAAGUUGCCUCCCAGGAUACACGAAACUCACAAGAGAAGGAGAACCAGUGUGCUGCUAUUACUGCUCUCCAUGCAUAGAAGGAACAAUCUCCAUCCAGGAAGAUGCAGCACAUUGUGAAAAGUGUCCAGAUGAACAGUACUCCAACAAGAAGCGAGAUCAGUGUGUCCCCAAAAUCAUAACGUUCCUGUCCUACAAAGAAAUGUUAGGUCUUAUCCUGGCUAUCACAGCCUUAUUUUUGUCUCUAAACACUGCCUUAAUUCUAGGAAUCUUCAUCAAAUACCGAGAAACUCCCAUAGUCAAAGCCAACAACCGGGAUCUCACCUACAUUCUCUUGGUCUCUCUCCUGCUUUCCUUUUUGACAUCCCUUCUCUUCAUUGGUAAGCCCCAGAAAGUGACCUGCCUUCUACAACAAAUCACCUUCAGUGUUGUUUUCUCAGUUGCCGUCUCUUCCUUGCUGGCCAAGACUAUCAUGGUGGUGGUGGCAUUUUUGGCCACAAAACCAGGCAGCAGGAUGAGGAAAUGGUUGGGGAAAAGUCUGGCCAACUCCAUUGUCUUGUCCUGUUCUGGGGUUCAGGUUGGUAUCUGCCUUACAUGGCUGGGAAUUUCUCCCCCAUUUCCACAUUCUGACCUGCAUUCUCAACCAGGAGAAAUCCUCCUGCAAUGUAAAGAAGGCUCAGCCAUCAUGUUCUACACUGCCCUUGGCUACAUGGGCUUUCUGGCUGCCAUCUGCUUCUUGGUGGCUUUUCUGGCCCGCAAACUUCCAGGGACUUUCAACGAAGCCAAGUGGAUCACCUUCAGCAUGCUGGUCUUCUGCAGCGUUUGGAUCUCCUUUGUCCCCACUUACCUGAGCACCAAAGGGAAGUACAUGGUGGCUGUGCAGAUCUUCUCCAUCCUGGCCUCCAGCCUGGGCUUACUGGGCUGUAUUUUUGUCCCCAAAUGUUACAUCCUUAUUCUGAGACCUGACAUGAACACUAAGGAGCAACUAAUAAUGAAAAACAAUGAGGGCUCUUGA